Salvelinus sp. IW2-2015 is the source of this 307-nucleotide messenger RNA. RefSeq names its product dihydrofolate reductase-like. Gene Ontology annotation, cellular component: mitochondrion. The record is from RefSeq and is a predicted model, not a curated record. Lineage: Eukaryota; Metazoa; Chordata; Actinopteri; Salmoniformes; Salmonidae. Gene Ontology annotation, molecular function: dihydrofolate reductase activity; NADP binding. Gene Ontology annotation, biological process: folic acid metabolic process; dihydrofolate metabolic process; glycine biosynthetic process.
UGAAUGUCUUCAUUUUGUUGAGCUAAAAUCAUUGCACUUUUUUCGUCAAGUGAAAAUGUCUCGUGUGCUGAACUGCAUUGUGGCUGUUUGUCCUGAUAUGGGGAUUGGAAAUAACGGGAAUCUACCUUGGCACCCGAAGAGACUCAAUAAUGAAUUUAAGUAUUUCCAGAAGAUGACAAUGACGUCUUCAGUGGAAGGUAAACAGAAUGUUGUCAUCAUGGGGCGGAAGACAUGGUUCUCCCAUUCCAGAGCGAACCGGCCACUCAAGAACGGGAUCAACAUCGUUCUCAGCAGAGAACUUAAGUAA